Messenger RNA from Pieris macdunnoughi, 1029 nucleotides. The record is from the annotation of a GenBank genome assembly. Lineage: Eukaryota; Metazoa; Arthropoda; Insecta; Lepidoptera; Pieridae.
AUGAGUGACGUAAAGCAAGUGAAAGUGGAUAACUGGGGAAUAUAUUUCCUUCAGAGGUUAAAGCACUUCUUUAACCGUACUGACUACUGCGAUCUCACACUUCAGUUUCAAGAUAAUGCACAACUUAAAGUACAUAGGUUGGUCCUUAAUUCAUGCACAGAAUAUUUUGAGAUGUUAGAAAGAACUUGCGAAAUGUAUUCUGAUUGCUUAGUCAUGCCAGAUGAUCUACAGGCCGAUGUAGUAGUCCCUAUUGUUAACUUCAUGUAUACUGGACAGCUAGAAUUUAAAAUGGAUUUACUUGAAAAACUAUACCAAACAUCUUUAAUCAUGAACAUGCCUGUCUUGACUAAACUUUUAAAUGCUCAUAGAGUCAAACCUAAUUUGUAUGGUAAACGGUACAGCCGAAAUAUUGAACCAAGAGUAUCUACGCCUACUGCAACUCCAACUGCACAGAUCAAAAAGCGUAGCUUUAAUAAGGCUUUUCCAAACGAUCAACAAGCAUCAGCAAAAAAAAAAAUUGGAACUUCAGAAACUCUAUUGUGUAGUAAUGGUGCCUAUGGCUUGGAAACAAGUUUAAAGCCAGUGGAAUCCAUCCAGAAAAAAAAUUCAAAUAAGGAUCCAAAGCCAACGCGGUAUGAAUUACCUGCUGAAUUAGAUGAUGAUAAUAUCUUUGAUAACUCUUUCACAAGUCUUUCUUAUGAAUCUAAGCCUUUAAUGGUGCACCCUGAAACAACUAAAUAUUACACUCCUAAAAAAGCUAGAAUUUUUGAUGAACCAUCUAAUUCAAAGAAGUUUUUAUCCGGAACAACAACAAUGGAUAUUGUUGAAUGUCGAAAAAUCACACCAAAUGACAUUUUUGAAGAUGUAGGAGAAACAAGUCCUGAUGAUUCAGAACUUUUCUUACAACAAAAUAUCCAAGAAAAAAAAGAUUCUAGUCAACUUUUUGAUCAAAUUUUAAUUAAAGAUUCAAAAAUCUCAUUAGAAAAAAUAAAAAGGAAAAAAGCCACUUGGAUCACGCAAAAAUUAUAA